Molecule: messenger RNA, 540 nt
Organism: Olea europaea var. sylvestris
Lineage: Eukaryota; Viridiplantae; Streptophyta; Magnoliopsida; Lamiales; Oleaceae
Product: PLASMODESMATA CALLOSE-BINDING PROTEIN 3-like
Exons: 3
Coding region: 133-540 (135 amino acids)
Source: RefSeq, a predicted model, not a curated record
GAUAAAGAAACACAACAAAACAUGUAAAGAAAAACAACUUAACAUUCUUGAUUCUUUCUGUGUGUACAUUCUACACUCACUUCACUUCACAAACGCCUUUUCCUCACAAACACAUUUUCAUCAUAGCCAGCUAUGGCAGCGGCGGCACCUUUGUUAAAGGUGUUUGUGGUGGCUGCCCUGGUAUUCUUGCUGUGCACCGCCACCAAUUUCUCAGCCUCAGUGGUGGCGGCAGCCACCUGGUGCGUAGCCAGGAGCGACGCUACCGACCAGGCCUUACAGCUAGCUCUUGACUACGCAUGCGGGGCAGGUGCAGACUGUGGACCCAUUCAAUCUUCUGGGCUGUGUUAUCUUCCCAAUACGCUUCAAGCCCAUGCCUCGUAUGCAUUCAACAGUUAUUAUCAGCGCAGGGGCAAUGCCCCUGGCUCCUGUUCAUUUGCUGGCACAACCACCAUAGCCAAAACUGACCCAAGCUAUGGAUCUUGUGUUUAUCCUUCAUCUCCAAGGUAUGUUUUAUUUUAUCUCGAAAUGGUGAAUGUAUAA